GUCUGUCACCUGUAUCACACUCUUCCGGUGGAAUAUCUCUCUCUCUCUCUCUCUCUCUCCCCUGUAGUUCCAACAGGAAAACCACAUUCUCUUCUCUCUCUCGAUCUGUAAAAUCCCAAACCCCUAAAGCUCAAAGAGCCCUAGUGAUAGCGCUAGCUGCCUCAAAGCUGAAGGAGAUCUCUCUCAUUCUUCCUCACCAUGAACGACCUUCUAUCGGAUUCUUUUGAGAUCCCCAGGGAUCAGAAUUCUAGAAAUGGAGAUAUUGAAAUGGGAAAUCAGAGGCCAAUGAAUUCUGAACUUGGCCUGGAUCAAUUUUUUAAGCAGGUUCAAGACAUUGAGAAACAAUAUGAUAAGUUGAACAAGCUCCUCAAAAAGCUUCAGGAUGCUCAUGAGGAAUCAAAGGCAGUAACAAAGGCUUCCUCUAUGAAAGGAAUAAAGCAGCGAAUGGAAAAAGAUGUAGAUGAAGUUGGAAAAAUUGCUAGGCUCAUAAAAUCAAAAAUUGAGGAGCUUGACAAAGAUAAUUUAGCCAACAGAAAUAAACCUGGAUGUGGCAAAGGAUCAGCUGCUGACAGAUCACGAACUGCAACAACAGUUGCCUUGAAAAAGAAGUUGAAAGACAAGAUGGCUGAAUUUCAGACUUUAAGGGAAAGCAUCCACCAAGAAUAUCGUGAGGUUGUUGAGAGGCGUGUAUUCACAGUUACUGGGGCUAGAGCUGAUGAAGAGACAAUUGAUAGGCUGAUAGAGACUGGGGACAGUGAACAAAUAUUCCAGAAAGCAAUUCGGGAACAAGGACGAGGACAGGUUAUGGACACCCUUGCAGAAAUUCAAGAACGGCAUGAUGCAGUGAGAGAAUUAGAAAGGAAGCUAUUAGAGUUGCAACAGAUAUUCAUGGACAUGGCAGUGUUGGUUGAUGCUCAAGGGGACAUGCUUGACAAUAUAGAAUCACAGGUUUCUACUGCGGUUGAUCACGUGCAGUCAGGGAAUGUUGCGUUACAGAAGGCCAAGAAAUUACAAAGAAAUUCCAGAAAAUGGAUGUGCAUAGCUAUCAUUAUCCUCCUUUUAAUCGUUGCAAUCGUUGUUGUUGGCGUCCUCAAGCCGUGGAACAGCAACAAGGGCGCGUAGUAUCUUCUACCAUUAUGUACGCAAUGUAUAAAUUUAACACAGUUUUUAGUGUAAUUCCAUUACUACUGUCAAAAUUUUUCCAUUGAUUUCUCUGCUGCUUGGGCUUGCCUGUUCCUCUGAAGGUUUGACUAAACUUUGAUUGAAAUGUUUACUCGAGUAAUACGAUGUUGGCUACUGUCUAUAAAUGUUGUAUUCUGGUUGGUUGCACUUUAUAUCUAAACCAUUUUCUACAGUUUCAGAAAA
Ipomoea triloba (trilobed morning glory) is the source of this 1365-nucleotide messenger RNA. RefSeq names its product syntaxin-132. The record is from RefSeq and is a predicted model, not a curated record. The transcript is spliced from 13 exons. Gene Ontology annotation, cellular component: endomembrane system; SNARE complex; plasma membrane. NCBI's taxonomy places the organism in Eukaryota, Viridiplantae, Streptophyta, Magnoliopsida, Solanales, Convolvulaceae. Gene Ontology annotation, biological process: exocytosis; intracellular protein transport; vesicle fusion. Gene Ontology annotation, molecular function: SNARE binding; SNAP receptor activity. Bases 199 to 1122 code for a protein of 307 amino acids.